This is a messenger RNA of Humulus lupulus (European hop), 1399 nucleotides long. RefSeq names its product regulatory-associated protein of TOR 1-like. The transcript has 3 exons. The record is from RefSeq and is a predicted model, not a curated record. Gene Ontology annotation, molecular function: ATP binding; cytoskeletal motor activity; protein-macromolecule adaptor activity. Lineage: Eukaryota; Viridiplantae; Streptophyta; Magnoliopsida; Rosales; Cannabaceae. Gene Ontology annotation, cellular component: cytoplasm; myosin complex; TORC1 complex. The coding region runs from base 1112 to 1354 and encodes 80 amino acids. Gene Ontology annotation, biological process: TOR signaling; positive regulation of cell growth; cellular response to starvation.
UCAUAGCUAAUUCUUUUUUAAUUACAUUGUUUUAUUAUUUUCCCUGUUUUCUUCAAUCCCCGUUUUCUUCUUCGGCUACGUCUCCGAAGUCAAUCCCCCGCAUAUACUCUCUCUCUCUUCUUUUUUUUCUUUCUUUCUUUCUAUGGUUUCCUCUUCUCUGACAAAAUCCUAUUUUGCUCAAAUCUUCUUCCUCCCGACCUAGGAUUUUCAGAGAAGUCUGUUGGGCUUUCUAGGGUUUCUCGAGCUGGAUCCAUGCACUGCUGGUUCAGCGGCUUCGUUGACAACUAAAUCAUUCUUGUAUUCCAUUUCUUUUUUCUUCUUGAAUCUUUCUGGCGUUCUGGUGUUCAUUGGUUGAAUUGUUUUUAGUUAUGGUUUCUCGAUUGAGGAAGGGUUGAUUGAUGUCUUCUUGAGCUGUUGGUUCUGUUUACUGAGGCCUUUUUCGAUUUGAAUGUCAUUGGGGGAUUUGAUGGCCUCCAGGUUUUCGCAAUCUUUGGUGGCGGUUGUUUCGAAACAGUUGGAAGAAGAGUACGUUUCGAGCCAUGAUGAUGUUGAUUUAAGUUCGCAAAGAGUGGAUUCGGAGACUGCCACUACCACGAGUAUGGCUUAUUUGCCUCAAACAAUGGUUUUGUCUGAAUUUCGGCAUGAGGCUUGUCUUCCCAUCGGUCCAUCAGGUAGUGGGUUAGUCUCAAAAUGGCGACCUAAAGAUGAGUUUACUCUUAUCUUUUCAACUAAUUUCAUUUAUUUCUCUUAAUUGUUUGUUGAAAUGGGGUUCUGUGAUGUACCUUCAUCAAUUUGAAAUUCAGUUGAUAUAUAACAUUGGUUGUGCCAAAUUGUGAGUAGAAUAACUACUAGUUUUUGUGAACCUUUACUUGCAGAUCCUUUUUCAAUGGCACCGCAGAAAGCUCUUAAAACAAUUGGGAAAAAUUUGAGUGCUCAGUAUGAAAGGUGGCAACCAAGGGUGAGGAUAUUAUUGGCUUGUACAGAGUUCAUAUAAUAUUUUCUUAGAUUGAAUUUUAUUUACCUUUGAAGAUCUUUGAGCAGGCACGAUAUAAGGUCCAGCCUGAUCCUACUAUGGAUGAAGUGAAGAAACUUUGUAAUACAUGUCGCCGAUAUGCCAAGUCUGAGAGGGUCCUAUUUCAUUAUAAUGGCCAUGGUGUGCCUAAGCCGACUUCUAGUGAAGCUUCAAUCUUGGUUUCAAUGCCCAAAUGGUAAAUGGGAGCUUGCAAAAAUAUUGUCAAUCUCAGGGACCGAAUCUGUCAUUGCAUUGCCUGAUGAGAAAGUUUUAAAGGUACAAACUGAAAGUUUGGUCCCAGCAAAUCCUGAUAUCCUUGAUGGUGUAGAUGAUCUCAUGUAGCUAAGUUAUCUAAAUGAGGAAAUCUUCCCGGUGCUGAGAAUCUGG